Messenger RNA from Cynara cardunculus var. scolymus (artichoke), 1671 nucleotides. RefSeq names its product SUN domain-containing protein 5-like. Bases 1 to 1671 code for a protein of 556 amino acids. The record is from RefSeq and is a predicted model, not a curated record. Gene Ontology annotation, cellular component: membrane; cytoplasm. Gene Ontology annotation, biological process: protein folding in endoplasmic reticulum. The transcript is spliced from 4 exons. NCBI's taxonomy places the organism in Eukaryota, Viridiplantae, Streptophyta, Magnoliopsida, Asterales, Asteraceae.
AUGCGUAAUGAUUCAAAUUUCUGCAUUUUGUGGUUUGAUAUCGAUUUGAUUGCAUGGAAAGUCGGUGGUUUUAGUAAGAACUUCACUAACACAACUUCAUAUCCAUAUCUUGAAGAUCAAGGUCGAAAUCAUGCCGAUAGGGUGCUUUUAGAGUUCAACAUUUCUAGGGUUUAUAACGAUUCCAUAUCUUACGAACAUAGCUUCGAUGAAACCGAAGGAAGCCCUCUUCAGGAAUCGAGUGAAGGUGACGAAUUAGUUUGGAAAGUUCUAGGUUAUUCCGCAUUCGUUUGCGAACGACAAAUUCAAGAUAUUUAUCUGGAAAAGAAGCAGGAAUUACAGAAUGGAAGAACCCAUUUUCAGUAUCUCGAUUUGGACGAGUUUAGGAACAUUACGAGGCAAGAUAACGGUUUGAACGGUUCACCGAGUGGGUUAGUCAACAUCACACAUAGGCUCGAGCCAGAUGGAACCGAGUACAACUAUGCGGCUGCAUCCAAAGGUGCGAAAGUGGUGGCUCAUGAUAAAGAAGCGAAAGGUGCAAGCAACAUUUUGGGUGAAGAUCACGAUAUGUAUUUAAGAAACCCGUGUUCGGUUCCGGAGAAAUUCGUGGUCAUCGAGCUCGCGGAAGAAACUCUAGUCGAUGCCAUCACGAUAGCCAAUUUCGAACACCAUUCUUCGAACUUCAAACAAUUCGAGUUGUUGGGAAGUUUGGUUUUUCCGACUGAAACAUGGUACGAUCUUGGAACGUUUGUGGCGGAAAACGUUAAACACAGCCAGUAUUUUAAGUUACCCGAGCCUAGAUGGGCUCGAUACGUAAUGUUAAGGUUGAUAUCUCAUUACGGGUCGGAAUUCUACUGCACGUUGAGUGUUUUUGAAGCAUAUGGGGUUGAUGCAAUUGAAAAGAUGCUUGAAGAUCUGUUCUUGGCUUCUGAAGAAUCUGCUAAUCGGAAAUCGCUAACUCCUAAUCCAACUUCAUUAUCAGAAACCACUUGUUUUCGAAGAACGGAUGAUGAAUUCAAGAAUGUGGUUAAAGAUGAAAAGAUUGAAGGGUUUGAUGAUGGAAAGAAGAUGAAAGAUGAUGCACAAAAGAAGCCAUUGAUGACCACCAAAGUUCCUGAAACUGUUGCAAAAGGAAAUGGAAGAAUUCACAGUGAUGCUGUCCUGAAGAUUCUGAUGCAAAAAGUUAGAUUUCUUGAAAAUAACUUGUCUUUAAUGGAGGAUUACAUUAAAGAAUUGAACACAAGACAAGAAGAGUUUCUUCCUCAUCUUGAUCAAGAAAUCUUGAAAUAUUCGGCGGUUGUGGAAGAAACCCGAUCGGAAAUCGACAAUCUUUUGCCGUGGAAAGAGACUAUGGAGAAAGAAAUUGCAGAGUUGGAGUCGUGGAAGGCUUCCGUGUCGUUCCUUCUGGAGUCGCUUGUCAAAGAAAACGUCAUGCUCAGGCAAGAUUUCGAGAAGAUUACAAGCGACGAAGAAAGUCUGGACAUGGCUGAUCAAGCUCUGCUGUCUGCAACCCUUGUUUUCACCAUUCUUGCCGCCCUUAAGAUUCUUUCCGAUCAGUUCUCAAACUUUUCCGGCGACUCGGGUUAUCGGAAAGUUCGCCGGAGAGGCGGAGGCUGGAAACUGCUUGUUUUUACCUGUGUUAUUACAGCAGUCAUUACUUUGACUUUUUGUUGA